Tachysurus vachellii is the source of this 8392-nucleotide messenger RNA. RefSeq lists its product as uncharacterized. The transcript is spliced from 24 exons. The coding region runs from base 1 to 7170 and encodes 2389 amino acids. NCBI's taxonomy places the organism in Eukaryota, Metazoa, Chordata, Actinopteri, Siluriformes, Bagridae. The record is from RefSeq and is a predicted model, not a curated record. Gene Ontology annotation, molecular function: GTP binding.
AUGAUAAAGACACAUGGAAAAACUCAUGGACGAGGUGAAGAAGAUGAAACCUCUUUUCAAUACGGAACCAACGUCUAUCAAGCAUCUUCAUCCAAAUUCACACAUUCAGCAAACCCUGAUGAAGAGUGUAGAUUUAUACUGCUGGGAGGUGAUGUCGAUGCUAAUAAGGAUGUGUGCAGGAUCAUAUUCAGGAAUCAGCAGAACCAACAAAGAACUGAGCUGGAUGAUUGGGAGCUGCAGGAGAACCGUGUCCACGGAAGACAUGUAACUGUGGCCGUCAGUCCUCCUACUUGGUUGGAGCAUUUGAGAUCAUAUAUAUUUCUUUCCAGAGGAAUCAAAAGUAUUAAAAAGGACAUUAAGAAAUGUGUGUCAAUGGCGUUCCCUGGGCCUAAUGCAUUUCUAUUAGUGAUCAGAGAUGGACGUGACAAUAGAAAAGAACAUUACCUUUUAAAAGCAGUCGCUUCAGUGUUUGGGAAAGAGGUUUUAGACUACAGCAUGGUGCUGCUCAUUAAAGGUUCUGGACAAAAGUGUUCAGAUCCUGUCUCAAUGAAGUGUGUCAAGAGAUGUGGUCAGAGGCAUCAUGUUCUAGAGGACACUGAUAGCAGUGUUCAGGAACUUUUCAGUAAAGUUUUAAGAAUGAUUGAUGACAAAAAAAGGAAGUUCUUUAUUCCACCGGAGUAUGAAGAAUUUAUGGAAACUGAAUUUGAAUUAUGGGAAAAGAGAAGAAUUUUAAAAAUGAAUGAAUUUCUGGCUAAAUGCCAGGAUGAGAAAGACAACCUUAUUGGAGAACUUAGAAAGAGUGAGAGUGAACUACAAAAGAAGUUGGAUGUCUCUAAAAAGAGUGAGCGUGAACUACAAAAGAAGUUGGAUGUCUCUAAAAAGAGUGAGAGUGAUCUACAAAAGGAGUUGGGUGCUUCCAAAUCCAGCAACUAUGAACUAAGAAAGAAUUGUGAAGUUUUACAAAUAAGAGAGAGUGAACUACAAAAGGAGUUGGAUGCCUCUAAAAAGAGUGGGAGUGAACUACAAAAGGAGUUGGAUGCCUCUAAAAAGAGUGGGAGUGAACUACAAAAGGAGUUGGAUGCCUCAAAAGUGAGAGAAGAUCAACUAAGAAUGGAACUGAACACUAGCCAACAAAGAGAAAAUAAACUAAGAAAGCAAAUGAAAGAUUAUGAAACUGAGUGCAGUAAACUAAGGAAGUACUGGGACUUGGAUCCUUCUAAGAGUGAAUUACAAAAGGAGUUGGAUGUCUCUAAAAAGAGUGAGAGUGAACUACAAAAGGAGCUGAAUACCUCUGAAAAGAGUGAGAGGAAACUUCAAAAGGAAUUGGAUGCCUCUAAAAAGAGUGAGAGUGAACUACAAAAGAUGUUGGAUGCCUCUAAAAAGAGCGAGAGUGAACUACAAAAGGAAUUGGAUGCCUCUAAAAAGAGUGAGAGUGAACUACAAAAGAUGUUGGAUGCCUCUAAAAAGAGUGUGAGUGAACUACAAAAGAAGUUGGAUGCCUCUAAAAAGAGUGAGAGUGAACUACAAAAGGAGUUGGAUGCCUCUAAAAAGAGAGAGAGGGAACUCAAAAAAGAUCUGGAUGCCUCUAAAAAGAGUGAUAGGAAACUACAAAAGGAGCUGGAUGUGUCUAUUAAGAGUGAGAGUGAACUACAAAAGGAGCUGGAUGUGUCUAUUAAGAGUGAGAAUGAACUACAAAAGAAGUUGGAUGCCUCUAAAAAGAGUGUGAGUGAACUGAAAAAAAAGUUGGAUGCCUCUAAAAAAAGAGAGCAUGAACUACAAAAGGAGCUGGAAGCCUCUAAUAAGAGUGAGAGUGAACUACAAAAGGAGUUGGAAGCUACCCAACUAAGAGAAACCAAACUAAUGAAAGAAUUAGAUGAUUUCAGAAGAAACGAGUGUAACCCAGGAAGGUUACUGGAUUAUGCACAACAAAGAGAGAGUGAAGAUAGUAAGGAGGACAACAAUGAACUAGAACCACAAGCCAGUGGAACCAGGAACCGCAGAGGCAGCAAAGACCUUGAUGUUCCAAACUGUCCUUUGGAUCAAAACAUCUCCAAACCAGAACACAGUGAGAGUGAACUACAAAAGAAGUUGGAUGCCUCUAAAAAGAGUGAGAGUGAACUACAAAAGAAGUUGGAUGCCUCUAAAAAGAGUGAGAGUGAACUACAAAAGUGGUUGGAUGCCUCUAAAAAGAGUGAGAGUGAACUGAACAAAGAUCUAGAUGCCUCUAAAAAGAGUGAGAGUGAACUGAAAAAAGAUCUAGAUGCCUCUAGAAUGAGUGAGAGUGAACUACAAAAGGAGUUGGAUGCCUCUAAAAAGAGUGAGAGUGAACUGAAAAAAGAUCUAGAUGCCUCUAAAAAGAGUGAGAGUGAACUACAAAAGGAGUUGGAUGCCUCUAAAAAGAGUGAGAGUGAACUGAAAAAAGAUCUAGAUGCCUCUAAAAAGAGUGAGAGUGAACUACAAAAGGAGUUGGAUGCCUCUAAAAAGAGUGAGAGUGAACUGAACAAAGAUCUAGAUGCCUCUAAAAAGAGUGAGAGUGAACUGAAAAAAGAUCUAGAUGCCUCUAGAAUGAGUGAGAGUGAACUACAAAAGGAGUUGGAUGCCUCUAAAAAGAGUGAGAGUGAACUACAAAAGAAGCUGGAUGCCUCUAAAAAGAGUGAGAGUGAACUGAACAAAGAUCUAGAUGCCUCUAGAAAGAGUGAGAGUGAACUGCAAAAUGAGUUGGAUGCCUCUAAAAAGAGUGAGAGUGAACUGAAAAAAGAUCUAGAUGCCUCUAAAAAGAGAGAGCAUGAACUACAAAAGGAGUUGGAAGCUACUCAACUAAGAGAAACCAAACUAAUAAAAGAAUUAGAUGAUUUCAGAAGAAACGAGUGUAACCCAGGAAGGUUACUGGAUUCUGCACAACAAAGAGAGAGUGAAGUUAAUAAGGAGGACUGUGGUGUAAAAAAGGACAACACUGUACAAGAACCACAAGCCAGUGGAACCAGGAACCGCAGAGGCAGCAAAGACCUUGAAGUUCCAAACUCAGGAGCUGGCAAUCUUGAUCGUUUACCUGGCAUCAUGGAUUCCCAGAAAUACCAGGUCAUUUUAAAGAAGAACGUGAUGCCUUCUGUUGACAAAUUAAACCUUGGACAAGAUGAAGAAGAUGAAACCUUUUUUCAAAAUGGAGCCAACUUCUAUGUAACAUCUACAUCCAAAUUCACACAUUCAGCAAACCCUGAUGAAGAGUGUAGAUUUAUACUGCUGGGAGGUGAUGUUGAUGCUAAUAAGGAAGUGUGCAGGAUUAUAUUCAGGAAUCAGCAGAACCAACAAAGAACUGAUCUGGAUGAUUGGGAGCUGCAGGAGAACCGUGUCCAGGGAAGACAUGUAACUGUGGCCAUCAGUCCCACUACUUGGUUGGAGCAUUUGAGAUCAUUUUUAUUUCAAUUCUGGGCAAUCAGAAGUAUUAAAAAGGACAUUAAGAAAUGUUUGUCAGUGACGUUCCCUGGGCCUAAUGCAUUUCUAUUAGUGAUCAACGAUGGACGUGACAAUGGAAAAGAACAUUAUCUCUUAGAAGCAGUUGAUUCAGUGUUUGGGAAAAAGGCCUUAGACUACAGCAUGGUGCUGCUCAUUAAAGGUUCUGGACAAAAGCGUUCAGAUCAUCUCUCAAUGGAGUGUGUCAAGAGAUGUGGCCAGAGGCAUCAUGUUCUAGAGGACACUGAUAGCAGCGUUCAGGAACUUUUCAGUAAAGUUUUAAGUAUGGUUGUUGGCAAAAAAAGUAAGUUCUGUAUUCCACCAAAGUACGAAAAAUUUAUGGAAACUGAUUUUGAAUCAUGGGAAAAGAGAAGAAUUUCAAAAAUGAAUGAAUUUCUGGCUGAAUGCCAGGAUGAGAAAGACAACCUUAUUGGAGAACUUGAUGCCUCUAAUAAGAGAGAGAGUGAACUACAAAAGAAGUUGGAAGCCUCUAAAAAGAGAGAGCGUGAACUACAAAAGGAGUUGGAAGCUACCCAACUAAGAGAAACCAAACUAAUAAAAGAAUUAGAUGAUUUCAGAAGAAACCAGUAUAACCCAGGAAGGUUACUGGAUUCUGCACAACAAAGAAAGAGUGAAGAUAGUAAGGAGGACUGUGGUGUAAAAAAGGACAACACUGUACAAGAACCACAAGCCAGUGGAACCAGGAAACGCAGAGGCAGCAAAGACAUUGAAGUUCCAAACUACUUGUACAACACACAGCAUCUCCUCACCUUCUUAGAGACCCUCUAUAGGGCUCUCAUCCCUGAUGAUGAGAUGGGUCCAUUUCGAGAUGAUUUACACUACCAAAAGGCACCGCUGAGCGCAAUUGCUCAUGGACAAGGCUUACAAGCACACAGCAAAGUGACGUGGACUGAGACUGCAAAAGCUGCAUUUGAACGACUGAAACAGACAUUACAGAUGACACCCACACUAGGCAUCCCUGACCCAAUGAGACUACUUACACAAACUGUUGACGAAAAAGGGGGAUGCAUGACAUCAGUUUUGCUCCAAGAGCAUGGGGGCAAACUCAGACCAGUAGCAUAUUUUUCAGCUAAACUGGAUCCAGUGGCAGCAGGUCUGCUCAUACAGUUGAAGGACAACCUUACUAAACCACAUGCAGAUGCAUUGCAUGACCUGAAGCCUGGUGAGUGGAUCAUGGUGAAAGACUUCAGAAGAAAGAACUGGAAGGCCAAGCGUUGUCUGGGACCGUUCCAGAUUCUGUUGAAUACUCUCACCGCUGUGAAAAUAGUGGAGAGAGCAACGUGGAACCACGCCAGUCACUGCAAACGGUUUAAUUUAUCGGACAAACAACAGAUUUCAUCAACAGAAACAAUGGCGCGGAGAAGGAAGAUGAGAGGACAAACAGAGGGAACUGAACUAGAAAAACUGCUUGGACAAGAUGAAGAAGAUGAAACCUCUUUUCAAUACGGAACCAACUUCUAUGUAACAUCUACAUCCAAAUUCACACAUUCAGCAAACCCUGAUGAAGAGUGUAGAUUUAUACUGCUGGGAGGUGAUGUUGAUGCUAAUAAGGAAGUGUGCAGGAUUAUAUUCAGGAAUCAGUGGAGCCGACAAAGAACUGAGCUGGAUGAUUGGGAGCUGCAGGAGAACCGUGUACACGGAAGACAUGUCACUGUGGCCGUCAGUCCGCCUACUUGGUUGAAGCAUUUGAGAUCAUCUUUAUCUCUUUCCACAGGAAUCAGUUGUAUUAAAAAUGACAUUGAGAAAUGUGUGUCAAUGGCGUUCCCUGGGCCUAAUGCAUUUCUAUUAGUGAUCAGAGAUGGACGUGACAAUGGAAAAGAACAUUUCCUUUUAAAAGCAGUCGCUUCAGUGUUUGGGAAAGAGGCCUUAGACUACAGCAUGGUGCUGCUCAUUAAAGGUUCUGGAAAAAAGCAUUCAGAUCUUCUCUCAAUGAAGUGUGUCAAGAGAUGUGGCCAGAGGCAUCAUGUUCUAGAGGACACUGAUAGCAGUGUUCAGGAACUUUUCAGUAAAGUUUUAAGAAUGAUUGUUGGCAAAAAAAGGAAGUUCUUUAUUCCACCGGAGUAUGAAGAAUUUAUGGAAACUGAUUUUGAAUCAUGGGAAAAGAGAAGAAUUUCAAAUAUGAAUGAAUUUCUGGCUAAAUGCCAGGAUGAGAAAGACAACCUUAUUGGAGAACUUGAUGCCUCUAAAAAGUGCGAGAGUGAACUACAAAAGAAGUUGGAUGCCUCUAAGAAGAGUGAGCGUGAACAAGAAAAGGAGUUGGAAGCUUCCCAACUAAGAGAAACCAAACUAAUAAAAGAAUUAGAUGAUUUCAGAAGAAACGAGUGUAACCCAGGAAGGUUACACUGUACAAGACAACAAGCCAGUGGAACCAGGAACCGCAGAGGCAGCAACGACCUUGAAGUUCCAAACUGCACAUUACAGAAUGAUGAUGAUACAAAUGAACCCAAAACAGAUCUUCGGCUAGUUCUUCUGGGUGGAGAUGAUAAUAAUUAUGUAGCUGAAAUUAUACUCAGGACUGAUAAAAAGAAAGAAAUGAUAAAUCCUAAAAAAGGCACCAUGAGAGAGGGGAGUGUUGAUGGAAGACAGCUCUCUGUAUUCGUGUCUCCUUCAUACUGGAUGAAACACUUGGACUCAUUUUGGUUUUUUCAAAAUGGAGUGGAGUCCAUCAGAGCUGAGCUUCAGAACUGUACCUCAAUGACGUUUCCUGGUCCUCACGCCUUUCUGCUAGUGAUGCGAGCUGGACAAACUCCUGGGAAAGAACAUCUUCUUUUAAAAGCCAUAACCAACGUGUUUGGAGCCGAGGCAUUAGAGUACACCAUGGUUUUGUUCGUUUAUGGACACAAAUGGGAAAAUCCAAAAGAUGCCCUGAAGAACUGCUGUGUGAAGAUGUGUGGAACGAAAUACUUCAUACUGGAGAACGAGGAAAACGUCGAGGAGCUGUUCAGAAGAGUCGAGGCAAUGACGCAGAGGAAACAAAGCCGAUUUUUUAUUCAGCGCUCUUAUGAAAAUCUCAUGAAAGUUUAUUUCGAACCCUGGGAAAAGGCUCAGGCUUAUAAAGAAAUGCAAUUAAAAAGAGAACUGGAUGAACUGAGAUGUAGUGAGGAACAGCUGAGGGAGGAGCUGGAAGCAUCCAGACAUCAGGAGCGUGUGAUACGGGAGGAGCUGAAGACAGCGAGAUAUAGUGAGGAACAGCUGAGGGAGGAGCUGGAAGCAUCCAGACAUCAGGAGAGUGUGUUACAGGAGGAUCUGAAGACAGCGAGAUGUAGUGAGGAACAGCUGAGGGAGGAGCUGGAAGCAUCUAAAUGUCAGGAGAGUGUCUUACAGGAGGAGCUGAAGACAGCGAGAUGUAGUGAGGAACAUCUGAGGGAGGAGCUGGAAGCAUCCAGACAUCAGGAGAGUGUGUUACAGGAGGAGCUGAAGACAGCGAGAUGUAGUGAGGAACAUCUGAGGGAGGAGCUGGAAGCAUCCAGACAUCAGGAGAGUGUGUUACAGGAGGAGCUGAAGACAGCGAGAUGUAGUGAGGAACAGCUGAGGGAGGAGCUGGAAGCAUCCAGACAUCAGGAGAGUGUGUUACGGGAGGAGCUGAAGACAGCGAGAUGUAGUGAAGCAGGACAGUGGACACCUUUACGGCGCAGCAGGAGCAGAAGAAGAAGAAGCAAAGAAGGUUUAAACCCAAACAUGACAAUGGAUGACCUUUAAAUGUUGUGGAAGAAAUCUGAUGAUCUCCUGAGAAGAGACGCGACAAAAAGAGAAGAGAAGAGAGGUGAAGAGAAGAGAAAAGGAGAGGAGAAAAGAGGAAAGGAGAGAAGGGAAGUGAAGAGAAAAGAAUAGAAGAGUAGAGGAGAGAGGUGAAGAGAAGAGAAAAGCAGAGAAGAAAAGAGAAAAGGAGAGAAAAGGAGAAAAGAGAAGAGCAGAGAAGAGAAAAGGAGAGGAGAAAAGAGGAGAGGAGAGAAGGGAAGUGAAGAGAAGUGAAGAGAAAAGAAUAGAAGAGUAGACGAGAAAAGGAGAGAAAAGGAGAGAAGAGAAGAGAAAAGGAGUGGAGAAAAGAGGAGAGGAGAGAAGGGACGGGAAGAGAAGUGAAGAGAAAAGAAUAGAAGAGUAGAGGAGAGAGGUGAAGAGAAGAGAAAAGGAGAGAAGAAAAGAGAAAAGGAGAGAAAAGGAGAAAAGAGAAGAGCAGAGAAGAGAAAAGGAGAGGAGAAAAGAGGAGAGGAGAGAAGGGAAGGGAAGUGAAGAGAAGUGAAGAGAAAAGAAUAGAAGAGUAGAUGAGAAAAGAAGAGAAAAGGAGAGAAGAGAAGAGAAAAGAAGAGAAGAGAAGAAAACACAAAUACACAAAAUAAAUUCUGACAAAUGGGCACUAAAUAAAUGGGAACAUAAAUAUUGGGUUUGUUCCAUCUUUAUGUUCAUGUUAUAAUUCAGAGCUUUGUAUGUAUUUACUUAUUAAAAUAUUUUUUUACAAAAACAGACGACGAUCAUCUAUAAAAUCGCUCCACUGACGUUUCCUGACCGUUUCAUGCCUAGAAGUCGUGUUUUUCCUGGAAUCCCACCAGAUAAUCAGGAGUCAGAAGUAAACAAAAUUCUCAACAUAGAUAAUUAAUUAAUCUUAAUUUCAGAUUAUUUCAGAUUUUCUUUACUGAUUUUUGAAACAGAUCAUUGACAUGUUGACUUCUGGGUUAUUGUGCGUCUCAGUUCGUGUCAUUAUUUUAAAACCUUUUAGUGCAGGUAGCAACCUUCUGCCCAUAGAAGAAACAUGAGACAUCUGAGUACACUGUAAUUUGGAUUCUACAGAUUAUAGGGAUUAUAGAGAUUAUAGGGAUUAUAGGGAUUAUAGACAUUAUAGAGAUUACAGAUUACAGACAGAUUGUAGAUCUCAGUGUGUCCACAUUCCAGACAAAUUAGACAAAUAAAGUGUCUACUUAAAGAA